AUGAGCAGAGCCAAGCCCACUUCUCACUCUUCGCCAGUACUCGUCUCUCUCUCUCUCUCUCUCCAGAAUUUUUUCCUUUUGUUCAUCUCAGCAGCUUUGAUUAUUUUCUGAAGCGAUCUUGUUUGGGUUGUUAUCUUUUUCUUGUUGGCUAGGUUUGGUAUCAAACUUUUAACAAUUUGGGCUGAAGAACUGACUCAACAUGCCGUGGGGAUCUCCAAAACAUUCUGGGAAGUGUGUGCGAUUGGUUGUGUUCUUUCGUGUUAUUUUGUAAUUUGAUUUGAUUUGGACAAUUUCAUUUAUCAAUCACAUUUCAGUAGAUUCUACACCCGCUUAAUUUUGGUUGGAGGAGUGAAAGACUGGGAAUGCACAUUUCAGUUACCAGAAAGAAGUAUCAGAAAGUGAAAGAACUUGGAAACAUUAAUAUGUGUAUUGGAAGCAUUGCUUUUUACCAAUUGAUGCAAGUUUGUCAGGUGAGUGCUUCUAUGUUCAUUGCGUUGGAAGCAUUUCCAUUAUUUUUCCUUGCGUUCGUGGAUGAACCGCAUUGAAAUAAGUUAUUUCUCCUGCUCCCCAUUUUAUGUUUCUUUGGUCAUUUUCUUCUGCUACUUCUCAUACUAAUGUCAAAUUGUUAAGAUGGUUCUUCGAUUUCUUUUUCUUACAGGCUGAGUAUUUCCGUCAGUUGCUUAAACCUGUUACGUAGUCUUGUUUGUUCAAUUCUUGAAGUUGGGACUGUCCUCCAGUUGGGUCAAAAUACUCAGUUAAAUACUUGUGAAGCACUGAACACAAAUUCUUCACGAAUCUAGAGAGCUUUCUUCCGCUGUGAUGGAUACACCAUAGGUGUACCCCGUAAACCUCUUCCUACUAUUUCAUUCUAUUUCUCCUAAAACCAUUACCUAUUUGAAAUUGAGCAUUAUCAUUCCUAAACCAUCAACCCAUGCAUAGUCACCAGCCACACUUUUCAGGCAAGCCCAUGCAACCUCUAGCCGACCAAUUUGACUACUACAUGCAAAAUGCUCCUAUGUCAUCUCUCCUUAAUGGGGGAAUUAUGCCCCCUGGUAUUAAACCACUUAUGCCCUUCCAUAGUUUUGACAUCCAACCCUCUGAUGCCUGUCCUAGAAAUUUUGUUAUCUUUGACCAAACGACUAAUAGAAGCCAGAUAAUGUAUCAUCCUGGAAUAAACUCCAAAUUCUUCUAUCCUGGUUUGGGUGUCGAUGCUGUAUGUCAAGACAAUAUCAAUCAAAAGGAUGCAAAUGAUGAAAUAAAGCUUACCUCUCCCCUUGAAGAAGAUUCAGAUGAUAUUGACGCCCUGUUAAGCACAGAAAAUGAGGAAAACGAGGAUUUUGAUGAUGAGGAGGUGAGCACUGCCCGUACAGGUGCAGUCUAUAAGUGCGAUUCUCCAGAUUCGUGCUCCAAUUAUGAAUCGCCAUCAGAAAAGAGUGGGUCACUUUUCAGGAAGUUUUCUGGGAGUUGCUGCAAUGACAAGAAGCGCCAGAGAACGAGGAAGAUGGUGAAGGUGCUGAGAGGAAUCGUUCCUGGUGCUAGUCGGAUGAGUACUGUUGCAGUUCUUGAUGAAGCUGUUCGCUACCUGAAGUCUCUAAGGGUGGAAGCCCAGAAGCUGGGAGCCAGAAAUUUUAAAGACCAUGCUUAAACUCAUUCAAAUUCCCAGAUUAGCAUUGACAUGGUUGUGACGUCUAGCUGGGUCUUGUUUGUGAUGUAACUACUCCCUGAGCAUGUGAUCCUAACAUUACUACAACUGCUGUUAAAUCAUUUAAUGACAUAAACCUGUGGGUUCAAUCUUUUGCUAUC
Sesamum indicum (sesame) is the source of this 1803-nucleotide messenger RNA. The record is from RefSeq and is a predicted model, not a curated record. NCBI's taxonomy places the organism in Eukaryota, Viridiplantae, Streptophyta, Magnoliopsida, Lamiales, Pedaliaceae.